Capronia coronata CBS 617.96 is the source of this 1467-nucleotide messenger RNA. RefSeq lists its product as uncharacterized. The transcript is spliced from 4 exons. The coding region runs from base 1 to 1467 and encodes 488 amino acids. Gene Ontology annotation, molecular function: sterol binding. The record is from RefSeq and is a predicted model, not a curated record. Gene Ontology annotation, cellular component: cytosol; intracellular membrane-bounded organelle; cortical endoplasmic reticulum. Lineage: Eukaryota; Fungi; Ascomycota; Eurotiomycetes; Chaetothyriales; Herpotrichiellaceae.
AUGGCCCAUCCCGACACGCUUCUCCCCAUGCCCGAGAUCGAAGAUCCCACCGAACGAUUCGUCGCAGUGAUCAAAUUCUAUUUGAGUGGCUGGCACAUCAGACCUCCUGGUGUGAAGAAGCCAUUGAACCCCAUCCUCGGCGAGACGUUUACCUGCUAUUGGGACUACCCGGACGGGACUCGUGGUUAUUACAUUGCCGAACAGACGUCCCACCAUCCUCCCAAGUCCUCAUACUUCUUCAUGGCUCCGUAUCAUCAUAUCCGGGUUGACGGUACCUUGAAACCCCGAAGCAAAUUCCUCGGCAACUCGGCCGCGAGUAUGAUGGAGGGCAUAUCCUAUCUCCGGUUCACGAAUCGGGGAAAGUCGAAAAGUGGUGAAAAAUAUGUCUUGACGCAGCCGAACAUGUACGCUCGCGGCAUUCUCUUCGGGAAGAUGAAAUUGGAGUUGGGCGACCAUUCCUACGUUCGAUGCCCGGAGACCGGCCUCAGCGCCGACAUUGAAUUCAAGACCAAAGGCUGGGUGGGGGGAACCUACAAUAGCAUUGGCGGCGGGAUCAAAAACGAGAAGACGGGCGAAGUCCUUUUCGAGUUGUCCGGGUUGUGGUCAGGCGAAAUGUUCAUCAAGGACGUCAAGACCGGGCAGAAGAAGCUUCUGUUUGACGCGACCCAUGCCAGACAUUCUCCUCCACGAACAAGGCCUCUUGAAGAGCAGGGUGAUCGAGAAUCUCAGAAACUCUGGUACAAGACCGUCCAGGCCGUGAAGGCGGUCGACCACGAAAAUGCCACGAUCGAGAAGGCCAAGAUCGAAGAGCAACAAAGGGAGGAAGCCAAACGAAGAGAAGAGUUGGGAGUAGAAUGGCAACCUCAGCUGUUCCGGAGAGUCGACUCCAGGAAGGGUGGCUCGGAAGAAGGCGAGGAAGAUCUGGAAUGGAUCAUCCAUGCUCAUCUUGAUUCGAAGGAUCCCAAAGAGUUGGAAGAGAAGAUUCUCUCCAUUGCGCCGAUUGUGCCGGGUCAGGGGAACCCUGAUAGACGCGGCUCGAAGCAAUACCAUCAGCCACAGUCUCAUCCUCAACCGGAGCCUGCCAAGCAGAAGACGAGCCAACCGCAGGCAACUCCAUCGAAGCCGCAGCAGGCCUCAGAUAACCUGAUCGACUUCGAUUCCAAGCCACCUAUUACAGUUCCGCCCCGGGCGCCGUCGCAGCCUGGCACUCUACCCGCCUAUCCAAUCCUGCCUCCGCCGAAUCUUAAUCAGGCUCCAGUGCAUGAAUCGACUACUGUGAAAGCCCCAGGUGGCAAUGCACCACAGACGGCCAAUAUUAUGGAUGACGACGAGGAUAUGUCCAACAUGAGGAGCCAGAUGUCGAAUCUGAAAAUGCACCAAACCAUGGUCCCGCAGGGCCACAGGCCGUUGAAGAGAGCCGACACCGAGACCAGUGACGUGGAUGUCUUUGUGGAUGCUGAAGGUUGA